UGGAGGAAGCUGAGCGCGCGUGUGUUUGUGUAACGAAGGAAAUGUCCUUUAAUGCAAAGACUAAACUGCAUCAAUGGCGGGACGCUUGAAGAAACAGCUAAAAGAGGCUGUGAAGGUCAUCAGCUCAGGUAGCCUUUUGUUUGCUUCCUACCUCACUGCGGUUGGAGAUGAGCGUUUCUAUGCCAACCAGCUGAUGCCUCUGCUGCAGAGGAUUGUGGGUCCAGAAACUGCACAUGUGUUGGCAGUGAAGAUGAUAGGAAUGGGCCUGGUUCCUCUGAACCGCUACCAGGACCCUGCUUCAUUGGAAAUGAACAUACUUGGAUUAAAGUUCAAAAACCCUGUUGGGAUUGCAGCAGGUUUCGACAAGCACGGGGAGGCUGUAGAUGGCCUGUACAAGGUGGGCUUUGGCUUUGUUGAGGUGGGAACGAUCACUCCAAAACCUCAGGAUGGGAACCCGAAACCACGUGUGUUUCGACUCACUGUAGAUAAUGCAGUGAUAAACAGAUACGGAUUCAAUAGCUGUGGUUUGGCAGAAGUGCAGGCAAGGCUGAAGGCCAGAGAAGAAACGCAGCUCCAGCACAGUAAAACUGGCCUUCCCCUGGGCAUCAAUCUGGGGAAGAACAAGCUUUCCCAGGACGCAGGGGCAGAUUACUUGGAGGGUGUGAGGGCACUGGGCCCACUGGCUGACUACCUUGUUGUCAACGUCAGCAGUCCAAAUACUCCAGGUCUCCGAGACCUGCAGGGCAAGGCAGAGCUCCACCGGCUCUUGUACUCGGUGAUGAAGGAACGUGACGCUCUGCAGCAAGAACACAAACCUCCGGUCCUGGUUAAAAUUGCUCCAGAUCUCACCGCCCAGGACAAACAAGACAUCGCUGAUGUCGUCACUGAGCUGGGAGUGGAUGGGUUAAUGGUGUCAAACACAACCGUGUCCAGGCCAGAAAGCCUUCUGGAUCAACACAAGUCCGAGGCUGGUGGGCUGAGUGGCCAGCCUCUCAAGGACCUCUCCACUAACACGGUCAGAGAAAUGUACAAACUCACCAAAGGGACAGUACCAAUUGUUGGAAUUGGGGGUGUGGCCAGCGGGCAGGAUGCAAUGGAUAAGAUCCGAGCUGGCGCUUCACUGGUCCAGCUUUAUACCGCCUUGACCUAUCAGGGGCCACCUGUGGUGGCAAAGAUUAAACGGGAAUUGGACCAACUUCUAAAAGAUCAAGGUUUCAGCUGUGUGUCGGAGGCUGUUGGUGCCGAUCACAGGGAAGGACAUGGAAAAUGUUAAUGUGGACACUGGUGGCUGUUGGUACCUGUGACGGCCAAUUCCUUCAACAAAUCCAGCGUGAUAAUGAGCUUGUCCUGAACUGUAUUUAAUUCAGAGUUUUUAUGAUCAUCAAUCUGUCCAUCUGGAUUUCCUUGUCAGUAAACAACAGCAAUGCUUUUACAGAAAAUGUAAUGAAAAAUGACCGCAACUGUAUGUAAUCCAGAGUAUUAAGAAGCUGAAGUCUCCCUCGUGACUGCAGCUGUUCAUGUUUUGUUACAGUGUAACAGCAGGUAGUGUAUCUCAAGUGCAAACUGACGCCAAAGUGCUGAACCUUUUUGUUUCGUUUUUGUGCAAAGGAAAUAAUCUGUCAUAAUUAUGUGUGUUUUGGCUGAUAAAACUUGACAGAAUUGACUAAAACAGUUGAAACAUGAAUUCAAAUCCUGAUGUUUUAUUUCUUUCAGAAAAAUCUGUUAUUUGUGAACAAUUGAAGUGAAACACUCCAUAGAUAUUUAAGGUAAAUGUCUAUGAAGUGCUGUGACUCUUACUCUGUUGUGGACAACAUUUUUCUUCAUACGGCCAUAUUUUCUAUUCUUGAAAUAGUCACACGAAUGAGUAAAUGAAAAUGAGGUCAGUUUACCAACAGAUUCUGUCAUCCAUAUUUUAAAAAUUCACCCAGAUGAAAGCUUGAUUUCACAAUCUUCAACUUUAGCUAAUUACUACUGCAAAUUGGUGGAUGCAGGACUGUUCUGUAAAACUAUGCAUUUAUAUUAAGUUGAAAUACUUCAUAUUCAUGGUAUUUUUCUUGUUUUUGCAUCAUGACAGAUUUUCUGCUAUAGUUAACCUGCUUGGUUGAAAAGUGUGCUGUUCUAUUUGAAGACAAUAAUACUUACUGUACCAAACAAGUCAGAGAUGUUGCCAGUGACUCAGUACUCAAUGCUAUCAAGUACCAACCAACUAUAUGAGUUAAAAAUGGGUCCCACUUGGGUUUGUCUGCUGGUUCAAUGCUUACUGGUACCCUGCCUGCCUAUGCUUGUCCAUAUUGACUCUCAGUGGGAUCUACUUGGAUUUUAGGUGCCAACCAACUGGUUAGUUUCCCAAUUAGGAUAUGUUGCUGAAGCUAGAUGGGACUUGCAAUUUCCCCUUUCUUAGCCCUUUCCUAACCCAUUUCAAGUCCUCUCUGUACCCAAGUAGCCCAUUCUAAUCCAGAUGGGGCCACAUGGAAAUGCUGUAUGGGAAGAAGAAAAAAAAAAUACUUCUGUUGGAUAUAACCGUGAGGAAUGCCAUAUUGAUAUGAUUUUGCCCAUGACUGCUCUUACUAGAGUUACAGGGCGUGUAAGAAAUGCUUCCUCUCCUUGGUAACUGGGACGACAUAAAACUUGAAUUAUAGCGACCUAGACCUCUAGAUCUCAAUGAACCCUCUUAUUGCUGUCAACAAAAUGUAUUUGUGCAGACUUGAGAAUUUGCUAAAUCAAAAACAGGGUUAUGCUUGGAUAGGAUCUGCAGUUCCUGUUUUUGAAAAUAGAAAUUAUUUUCCCCAAUCUUCAAGAGAAACCACUGAUGAUCUAAGAGAUUUCUACAGUUGGAAGAUAUUUCUGGCAGGAACACAAAAAGCCUUUCAAGCUAUAGGCGGAUGGUGUAUCCUCCCAUUGGAGCCUUAGGCUGCUUUUAGAGAUAUUCUCAGCUUUUCGUCACUUACUGACAUAUUGAAAUGUUUUCUUAGUCUAUCAAAAAUGCCCAGAACAGACAACAAUCAUUAGCCAUUGCCAGUGCAGGCUGUGAGGAUCAGCUGUCAGAUGCCAAGCACUUCCUUCUUCCUCUCCUGAGGCCAAGUCCACACUGGCUUGUAUCCCAUAUGUGGUAUCACAGGGGGAGGAAACGCUUCCAGACAGGAAAAACUUUCUUAACUGAUGGCCACUUAGAUGUAUGAUGUCCUCAAAUAACUUCCAUUUCAGCUGGGAGGCAGCACGAGCUGUUACACAGAACACUGUCCUUGAGAUGCUUGCUGAUUUUCAAAAGGGACAUUCAAAGAAAAAUCAUUACCAGGUCCAAAGGAACCAAGUGGUUAAGCAUUAGUACAAAAAAGAGAAAAUGUCCAAAAUAUCAAUACUGGAAUAAUUUAAUAGCAAAACCAUCAAUGUCCCACAGUCUAAGUUAACCCUUAACUCACCCUCCAGACACAUACAUACCUGACUAUCUUUAUUAAAUACUUUUAAAUAAAACAGUUGUGUAUGUUUUAAAAUGUUCCUUGAUGAAACUCAA
Messenger RNA from Cololabis saira (Pacific saury), 3511 nucleotides. Its product is annotated as dihydroorotate dehydrogenase (quinone), mitochondrial-like. Gene Ontology annotation, biological process: pyrimidine ribonucleotide biosynthetic process; 'de novo' pyrimidine nucleobase biosynthetic process. Gene Ontology annotation, molecular function: dihydroorotate dehydrogenase activity. The transcript is spliced from 9 exons. NCBI's taxonomy places the organism in Eukaryota, Metazoa, Chordata, Actinopteri, Beloniformes, Belonidae. The record is from RefSeq and is a predicted model, not a curated record. The coding region runs from base 74 to 1273 and encodes 399 amino acids. Gene Ontology annotation, cellular component: mitochondrial inner membrane; cytoplasm.